UACACGCGUCCACACAAUCAGAAUUAUAUUUUUAAUGCGCCAUGAUUUCAGACAUACUCGACAUUGUAUCGCAGAUAAAGGUCGACUCUGGAGCUGAUGUGAGCGGACAAUCCGGCACCCAGCCCAGGACAGAACUGACAACCGGCGUGCAGCCCAUCGACGACGUACUUGCGCAGCAGAGGGAUUCGGUGGAACAAGCGGGUCGGGCGCCGAUAUUCGAGCUGAUCGGCCUGCCAGGGAGCGGCAAAACGCAGCUCGUCUACCGCAUCAGCGCAACGCUGGCCAUGCCCUUGGUGGGCGGUGGGCAUGAAACCCACGUGGCGAUCAUUGACAUGGCAGGAAAGUUUGACGUUAGGCAGCAGAAGCAGCAUAUUGAGCAGCGGCUUGGGAAGGGGAUUGCCCGGGAGUCAGUGGAGCGCAUGGUGGAUGGGGCGCUAUCGCGCAUACAUGUGUUUUCGCCACUGUCGACAGCAUCGGCAAUCGCAACGCUUGGCGUGCUGGGCAAACAGAAGCGGUUCGGCGGGCUACUGAUCGACGGUCUGGGCAGCAACCACCGGAUCGACCACAGUGAGGGCGCACCUAUCAGGCUUGCCAGCCGCAAGGCUACGGGGCAGUUCCGGAUGCAGCAGGUGCUGGUUGAUACGCUGGUGCAGGUGCAGCAGCAAAUGGAGUGCGUGGUGGUCGUGACCAAUGUGGUUAUUAUGCGGGCCAGGAGCACUGCCGAGGAUAGCGGUCACCGCAUUGUUGAGAUUGGCAAGACACUGUACCGAGACCAUAUGAUCCCGCGCUGGCGCUGUGUGCUGGCGAGGUCGUUUGUGGUGGAGGCAGCACGCAGUGGCAGUGAGACCGAGAUCAGCGUCGGGCAGACUAGGGUGAUGCGUGCUGGGCAGUAGACAAGCGCCAGCUGAUUCAUGGUUUUUCUAGGGAGGCAGCAGUAUAAUGCACAGCGAACCAGAGGACGGGGGGAGGGACAGGCUGAGUGUUGGGCAGCAGUUGCAAUGCUUUUUAUGCAGCUGAACGUGAGGAACUGGUCCCCGCUGGCGAAGAAACAAAAAUCGUGUGUACUGCAGUUCCUUCUUCGGGCAGAUUGAGUGGUGGCGAUUGGCUGUGUGAAGAAAUGAGAGAAUAG
Messenger RNA from Linderina pennispora, 1129 nucleotides. RefSeq lists its product as uncharacterized. The transcript has a single exon. Gene Ontology annotation, cellular component: Rad51B-Rad51C-Rad51D-XRCC2 complex; replication fork. Gene Ontology annotation, biological process: double-strand break repair via homologous recombination. Bases 42 to 893 code for a protein of 283 amino acids. Lineage: Eukaryota; Fungi; Kickxellomycota; Kickxellomycetes; Kickxellales; Kickxellaceae. The record is from RefSeq and is a predicted model, not a curated record.